GAGGGGCGGGUCUUCACCGCCUGCGAAACCAAACUCUGGGCGACAAAUUGCUCCUCUUCCCUCCACCUGCUGCUGGUCAGCCAGGUUAAUGCAUAAACUGCUAGUGAAACCAGCCCGCAAUCCGGAAGAUACACGGCACUGGAGACAAACAGUAAAGCCCACAAACCAAACCGAGCAUCAAGCGAAGUUAAAGUUUCAGCCACAAGCUGAACCGUGGAGGGAUACCGUCUGGUAUCAGUGGACUUUCCGGCGGGAUAAUACCUGGAGAUGGACCGAUACAGGUACUUCAUUUUCAACCAGAAGAGCGUGCUCGUCCUCGGUAUCCUCCAGAUCGCUUGUGCUGGUCUUUGUGUAGUGUGUGGGUUCAUGGACGCUGUUUUCCGUAAGGAUACCCCGCUGAGUACCACCAGGACACCGGUCUGGGGAGGACUGCUCAUGGUCUCUCCAGGUGUUCUGGCGCUGUUUGCCUCCCAAAAGAAAAACUCAGUGCUGGUGAGUGUGAUGGUAGUGACAGCAGGCCUGUCCUGUGUGGCUGCAGUGUUUGUAUCAGGUUACUCCGGUUUGACACUCACCUAUGGAGAGGAGGAUCAAGAGGUCUUCCACCACCACCACAGUCCUGAAGUGACGUUUGUGCUUCAUCGGAUGGUGAAGGGAGCCAACGCCACCAUACUUCUGUCCUGCACCAUCAGCUUGGUUCUCUCCUGCCUCAUCGCCUUCGUGGGCUGCCGUAGUCUUCCAUGUUGUGGCUGCUAUGAUAGCAGAACUGGAUUGGAAACACUGGUUCCUCAGUGUGACCCUGGGGACACCGAGAUGGUUUGUACAUGGCAAGCAGGAGGUGACGACAGGCUCUUCAACUCUCCGGCUCAGUCCACUGACUGUGGCAAAACAGAGGAAGAAGAGGGUCCCUCCAAAGUGCCUCCGUACAGUAGACUGACCUGACAUACACCCUCAUUAGAGACCUGUCCUACACAUUUCAUUUUGCAUUUUACACAUUUCAGAGAAGAGGGGAUUAAUUCUAGGUUGUAUUUCCUUAAAGUUGUGCCUAUGCAUUUCUCUCCUUUUUGGGGGCGUGGACAGAGAGAAUGAACCUCAAGUGAAGCCGAAGUCAAGUGGAAAGUCAUCUAGAGAUUUUUCAGAGAUAUGGGUUGUUUUUCUCUUAUCAGACAAAGCACUUUGGACUAUGACAGUGUCUUUAUUUGCUCUUUGACCAAAGAUUUCUGUCGCCAAACUCCUUUAUACCUUGCCAAAGUUGAAUACCUGCAAACUCUGUGACAUGUCAAGACUUAAAUGCUUCAUUCCCUGCAUGUUGUGUGAAAAUGAGUUGUGUUCUCAAUAUGUAAAUGCUAAGACAUUUUAUGUGUAUUUAACAAAUAAAUCCCAACAAGAUGUUUGA
Messenger RNA from Scatophagus argus, 1393 nucleotides. RefSeq lists its product as uncharacterized. Gene Ontology annotation, cellular component: membrane. The coding region runs from base 268 to 939 and encodes 223 amino acids. The transcript has 7 exons. The record is from RefSeq and is a predicted model, not a curated record. NCBI's taxonomy places the organism in Eukaryota, Metazoa, Chordata, Actinopteri, Scatophagidae.